CAAUCAACGCUAAGAUGUAUGCUGCGUAUCUUCUCCGGUGCACGCCUCCUAGUCCUUCUUUUCCUUUUACACGUGGUCUGGUAAGGACGUCAAGGCUUCAAAAUGAAGCGACCAAAACUGAAGAAAGCAAGUAAGAGACUGUCAUGUGCUAAACGCUACAAGAUCCAGAGGAAGGUUCGUGAGCAUCACAGAAAAUUACGUAAAGAAGCAAAGAAACGUGGCUUUCGGAAAUCUAAAAAAGACCCUGGAGUUCCCAACAGUGCACCUUUCAAAGAAGAAAUUUUAAGGGAAGCAGAACAGAGGCGGUUAAAGCUUCAAGAAGAAAAAGAAAAGCAGAAGCUAGCUAGGAAAAAAGAGAAAGCUAAGCGAAAACAAGAAGGUGGUAAAGACCAGAAGACAAAAUCCCAGAAAAGCGAGAAACUUCCAGCGAAACAAUCCGAAUCGCACAAAAAGGAAGCUAAACAUUUUACAGCGUCCUUCUGCCAAGAAAUACAAAAAGUUAUUGAUGCCAGUGAUGUUAUCCUCGAAGUUUUAGAUGCAAGAGACCCUCAGGGCUGUAGGUGUCCACAGAUAGAGGAAACCAUCCUAAAAUCUCAAAAGAAAAAGUUGCUGUUAGUCUUGAACAAAGUCGAUCUAGUACCAAAAGACAUUGUCACAGACUGGAUAAAAUGUCUGCAACUAGAAUUUCCCACAGUUGCCUUCAAAUCGGCUACCAUGUUUGAAGACAGUAUGAAGGUAGUGACACAAAAAAUGCCCCCAGGUGGAGUUACACAGCUAAUGAAAGGCAGUGCCUGUUAUGGGGGUGAUGUCUUGUUAAAACACCUAAAAGAAUACUGCCAUACCCAGAUGACAGAUGGCACUUUAAAGGUUGGAGUCAUUGGACUCCCUAAUGUAGGCAAAAGCAGCAUAAUUAAUAGUUUACGGAAAGCUGAGGUUUGCAACACUGGUAUUUCCAGGUGUACUACAAAGCGCAUCCAGGAGGUGAAAAUUGACCUCCACAUCCGGAUGAUUGACUGCCCUCCUAUCAUUGCUGCCCCCUCAAACUCUGUGGCUACUCUGGCCUUAAGAGGUCAUGUUGACAUUGAGAAUAUGGAAAAUCCAAGAGGGGCAGUCAAUGCACUACUCAAACAAUGUGGCAAACAAAAGAUCAUGAUGACAUAUAAUUUGCCUGACUUCAGAAAUUCCUUGGAAUUUUUAACUUUGCUUGCGCAGAAGAGGGGGUUUGUGAAAAAGGGGAACAUUCCAGAUACAGAUAAAGCUGCACGAAUUUUCCUGAAAGACCUGACUGGGAGUAAAAUGAAUUACCAUUGUAAUCUUCCCAAUGAACUUAACAGUUCUUCAUGCCUUUCUGAAGAUGACCCGCUGCAAUAUGACAAUCUUAAGACACUGUCUGCUGUGAAGUGUCCCACAAAGUCAAGUAGCAUUACGUUUCAGUCAUUAAAUGCCACAAUUGGACUGUUGGAAGACGUCUCGGAGGAAAGUGGUGAACAUAUGGAGCAAUCUAAUGAGCAAGAGGAGGAACACAUGGAGGAUGGUGAAGACGGUGUAGAAAUGGAAGAGAAUGAACCAUCUGUAAGCAGACAAGGAACCAAAAAACGAGUUUCUGUAAAGAAUGCACCUGAAAAGGACAAAGCAGAAAUGGAAAUGGCCAAGAAAACAAAAUUGCAGGCGCCCAUUGACAUCAACUUUUCAUCAGCCAAUCUUGGUGAUGAUGACGCUUAUGAUUUUAAUACGGACUUCAACUGAGGACCGUUGUGGAAGAGGAGUCCUUAAUUUCCAGUGUAAUAUAACAGUUCAUCAGUUGUAAAUGUUGUGAAUUCUUGUACAUAUUUUGUAAAAACCGUUGAUGCCCCUGGGGGAUGUAAUGAAGGGAACUAAAUAAAUGCUUACCUUCACAA
This is a messenger RNA of Erpetoichthys calabaricus (reedfish), 1898 nucleotides long. RefSeq names its product guanine nucleotide binding protein-like 3 (nucleolar) (gene gnl3). Gene Ontology annotation, cellular component: nucleolus. The record is from RefSeq and is a predicted model, not a curated record. Bases 103 to 1746 code for a protein of 547 amino acids. Lineage: Eukaryota; Metazoa; Chordata; Cladistia; Polypteriformes; Polypteridae. The transcript has 15 exons. Gene Ontology annotation, molecular function: GTP binding.